AGUAUUGCAACUCCAACAUUAGAGGCCGCUGAUGGACAAAGAAGCGAGCUUGAAAGUCGACCUUGCUCCGGGAAAGAGCCACAUUGCCCUACGGGUGGGCGAGAAGUGCUAUUAUGUUCCUGCCCUACUACAUAUGGCACCUACGUUUUCUCGAGUAUGCCCUUUAUUUAUAAAUGAUGUUUUAAAUUCAAAGUCAAUGGUCAAUAUAUAUGGAACUUCCGGACUUUCACUUCAUCAUAGCCAAUAUUUUUUGAUCAAUAACCAUCCUAUUAAAAGAGUUAGCUUAUCGGGGAAGAUUCUAUCGUAUUUUUUCAAAGAAGUUGAUCAAAGCAAACCAAGUGAUCGAAAUUAUUAUAUCUUCACUAUUGAUGAUUGCUCUAGUCAUAAUUCCCUGAUAAUUCAAGUUAAAGCUAAACAAAGCAUCUGUGCUGGUUUGAACUUGCCACCAAUAGACUCUUGUUAUGGCACGAUUAUAAACGCAAUAGGUUUAAUUAAACGGGUUUAUGAUUUUGAACCUCAGUUAGACUGUUUUCAUCUAAGCAUUUUGGGUAAACCUAAUGACUUUGAUGUGGAGCUCGAUCAGUGGAUGGAAAGAUUGGAAUUUCGCAAAAGAAUGCUAGAGAAGCCAUGGAAGUACCAGCCUCCGGAAUUAUCAUCAAAUAAUGAACUCACUCAAGAUCCACCAAUGUUAAGAAAAGAUUACCAAAGAAAAUUAAAUCGACAACAACUUCAACUCUCUGAAAGCUUGCCUAAAGCGGGGCUGGUACCCUUGCAUAAAGACAGUGUUAUUAUACAUCAUGAUCGUAUACGGGCGCAACGGCCUAUUAUUUGCCUUGAUCCAGAGGUUGAAAUAGUACACUGCAGUACUAUACCAACAGGAACACAUACGCCUGUAACACCCUUGCCUAUUCCCUUAGCAUCUAAGGGACUGGCUUCACUCAACAAUUGUCCAAGUUCCCUCCCACCAUCGACACUACAAUACCCUCUCAAAAACAGGACUCAUGAUAGCAUUUUCAAGACGAAAGAAAAGAAAGAGUUAAAUCGUAGCUCAAAUGCUCUUCUUGAAUCAUUUAAAGUGGCUAAACCACAGUAUACCUCAAAAACGAGUUCCAAAAAGUCGGGGCCAAAAUUGGUUAGGCUACAACAAGAUCCAUCGCAUAAUGAAUCGACUUCGGGAAAAAAGACAGAGGAAAUCCCAAGAGAUGAUGCUUUCACGUUAUCAAAGAUAGAUUCAUCCACUCUUCGAGGGAAAAGAAUUGUAAAUAAAGCACAACUUGAAAUCGAAAAAGUUGGUAGACCGUUUUCAAGAAAGUAAAGAACAACUUUAAUGACUUACGACCUUAGUAUUUGUAUUUAUUCACCAU
Hyphopichia burtonii NRRL Y-1933 is the source of this 1364-nucleotide messenger RNA. It is a transcript of the gene STN1, whose product is annotated as Stn1p. The transcript has a single exon. NCBI's taxonomy places the organism in Eukaryota, Fungi, Ascomycota, Pichiomycetes, Serinales, Debaryomycetaceae. Bases 32 to 1315 code for a protein of 427 amino acids. The record is from RefSeq and is a predicted model, not a curated record.